AUGAAGAGUAAUCUGAAACAAGCAUUAGAGCAUAUUGCUCAGGGUGUUGUCGAACAAAGUGAUGCUUUAAGUACGCUAUCUGACCAAGUAGCUGUGCUAGAGUCACAGCAACACGAAGUCAAAACAGAGACAGUCAGGAUUCUUGCCUUGGUAGCAGAAGUCGUCCAUGAGCAGGGGAUAUUCGCCAAUGAAUUCAACGAUCUCUACCGUGUUUGGGCCCCAAAGUUGCAUGCAAGCGAGCCCGUGCCUGCGGGUAUUUCUCGAAGACUGCGAGAAUGGCAUUGUCUUUUCUCACGCAGAGUCCAUUAUCUUAGCCAAGCAGCAACGUCACUGGUCGAAAAGACAAACAUCUACAAAGAGGCAGCGCGAAGAUCAACAAGCCACAUCCAAGUAUUCCAUCGCGAUAGAAUACUGCAACUGAAUAUGCAAAUUGCCAAAAUACAGACCGAUUGCGCUUUGGAAGCAGGGCGCCUGGAAGCAUGGCGACAGAAAAUACUAUCAGCGAGAGAUGGGUUGCACAGAGAAGUUUCUGAUUUCAACGGCGAAAUCGAUCAAAUCCAGGCCAGAAUUGACGACCAAAGCAAAGAUAAAAAAGGCCUGGGAUUUUCCAUUGCCGGCACUGGGCUGGGAGUCAUCGGAAUGGGCUUGGGAACUUUGUGUCCCCCCCUUGGUGCAGCUGCUGGUGUCAUCAGCAUUACUUCUUCCAUCACAGGACUUGUUCUCACAAAGUCAAAGAGAUCCAAAUUCAAGGAGAUUGAGAAAGAAGUCGACAACAUCCACCACAGGUCGCAGCAGAUCAACAAUGAAAUCGAGAAAAUGAACCAAGAGGCAAUGUUCUUCAGUGAGCAGUCCAUCGAAGUAAACACAGUUUACGAAGGUGUCCAAAAACUACUUAAAGAUUUUGAUCCUAUCAAAGUAAUGGCCGAGGCUUUGGAGAGAGCCACCAUUAAGCGUUGUUCUAUCAGCUCUUCUUUGAGCUUGAGAGUAUCUGGAAUACUAUCCAGCAGUACAGCUCUCGAAAUGGUCAUGAAUUAUGAAAACUUAAUGGACUGUGCGGAAGCUAUUCUUUCGGACUUUUCAUACUCAACUCAAGAAGAUCGUCAACCAUUGAUUGAGUGGGAAAUAUCUACGCCAGAUCUUCCAGCUAACGGGACGGAUAAUCUAGCACUAAACCAGGUGCUCGCCGACCUCAAAACAGGUCUCGGUGAAAUCAGACUACAUGGAAACAUAAUGGAAAACUUUCGACGCCUUGAGGACAGGGACGAUUACCACGAGAUGAUGAAACCAAGACUUUUGGACAUGUGA
This is a messenger RNA of Fusarium verticillioides 7600, 1305 nucleotides long. RefSeq lists its product as hypothetical. The transcript has 2 exons. Lineage: Eukaryota; Fungi; Ascomycota; Sordariomycetes; Hypocreales; Nectriaceae. The record is from RefSeq and is a predicted model, not a curated record. The coding region runs from base 1 to 1305 and encodes 434 amino acids.